GGGCGGCGGUGGAGGUGGGGGUGGAGGUGGAGGAGGAGGUGGUGGAGUCGGUGGUGCCCUGACAUUGAUGGGCUGUGUCAGAGAGGCAUCGCCUCCUCCUCAGAAUCAUCAUCAGCAACAUCAUCGAAGUCUCGGUGUCGGAGAGUUCUCCGCGCAGAACAGCAUCGAUCCUCUUCCAAAAGAGCCGAAAAAGAGACGUUUCCACCCUCUUCGUGGCUUGAGGAAGAUCUUCCGGCGUAAGAGCCGGGGCGCAGCCGAUGUCCGAUUGGUCGCCAGCCACGUCGACAGGGAUGCGGAGCUCGCGCGACUCCCGAGGGAAGACAUCACCGACAGACAUCCUGCGGGACGUCCCGAGGAGGCUCGCAGCAGGAGUGCCAGCGAACUGCUCACGGACUCGUGCGAUCGAGAAAGACAAAAUACGCGCACGUCGAAAAGAUACAAGCUGACGACGACUUCCAAGUCACGUCGUUCCUUCAAACACGUAUUCCUUAGGAGGACAGGCAUAGAGGAGUCGUUCGCGAAACUACGGGGAGGAGCUGGAAAAUUGUCCGUGUCGCACGACAGCGUUUUCCCCGGAGAGGUUCCUCAUACUAGACCUCUCUCGUCUCUGGCUAGUCUGGCUACCCUCGAGCGAAGGCAAUCGAGAAAGAGCAACGAGAUCGAGCACAAAGAAUACAAUCAGCACGUCGCGCAGAGGCACAGGAUAUCUCUCCGGGUGCUGGAACAAAUAAAGACGGUCAUAGAAAAUCGGAACCAGGUAACUACGGCGACUUCCUCGGAUACCACGAGUACCGUUCACGCUGUCAGUGAACGUUAUCAGCAGGAAACCGCCGAGAAUCGUUUCGCCAGCUACGAGAAGCAGGAAAUAAACGAAGAGGAGAAUCAAGCGAAGGACAAAGCGGAGGACGAGUCGACGGGAUCCGGAAAACCUUCGUGCAGGAUCGAGGAUCGACCACGCUCGAAGCCGGAAACGAGACAACGGAUCCCGCCAAUUAUUAAAGACGCGAGCCCACGAAUCGAGGAAACCUGUGAGAGUUCAAGAUCGUCAAAGGACGCGAUCGAUCGAGUUAUCCCUGUGGCCAAAGAAGACUUACCGCAACUAGAAAGCGCGAGUCUGAACCAUACAGCGGCUCAUCAUCGAAUUUCUGUACGACCUAAAAACCGACGACCUCCGAGACGCACCGGUUCGCAAGCGACCAACACCUCCACGUCCACCAUUACUACCAUCGCGGAAGAUUCGCUGGACAGUCUGGACCAACAAACGAUAAACGCGAACAGCAAUACGUCUUCGCCAACCGAACCCAAAACGGUAUCUGUAACGAGGAAAUCAUCGAGCAGGUUAUCUCGUACGUCGGACAUUUUCGAAGAACUAGAAACCAAAUUGCCGAGGAAACCAUCGAGCGCAGCCUCGUUGUCUCCUGACAGUUUGGACGCCAUUAGUCCAACGAGAACGAACACGGAGACAAACGAAGAGCAGCCGGAAAUCCGUUCGGUCGUCAGGAAGUCGUCGAGUCGAAUAGCGAAGAACUCGGAAAUCUUUGAAGAACUGGAAUCCAAAUUACCUCGAAGAAGAUCCUCCAACAGACUGUCCAAAUCUCCGGAUAGUUUAGAGGUGGCCUCCUGUUGGUUCUCCAAAUCGAGCGAAGGUUUCGACAAGCUAACAGAGUACGAGGAAGCGAAACCUGUCGUUAGAAGAUCGUUGAAUCCGAUUUCGAAGUCGAUCGACCGCGUGUCCAAGUCGUCGGACAGCCUGGAGGCCAUCGAGGCACUCACCAGCGACGAGUCCAUCGAACGUAGAAGGAGUAGCUUCGAGUUCCGUGCUCGUAGAUCCUCCAAGAACAUAUCAAAGUCUUCGGAAAGCUUCGAGGUGUUGGAACAAACUCAGACUGGUUCGGACACUAUGCAGGAGCUACAGAAGAGAAGCAGCAUUUCGGACGUCAAUCUAGCCAGAGGAAGGAGGUUGUCGAAAAGCAUCUCAAAGUCUUCGGAGAGCUUUGAGAGGAUCGAGAUAAACGAGAGCAAGGACGAAGAAGAGAAUGCCGGAGAAGAUAGCUUUGGAAAAUGUUGUAGAAGAUCCUCGAAAAGGAUGUCGUCCGAGAGUUCGGAUAAUUUGGAAAUGGACGACAGAUUGGAGAACAGGAGGAUCAGGAGGACACCGAAGAGAAUAGCCAGCUCUAGUUUCGUAGAUAUCGUUCCGACGGAUGAUCAAGAAGAGGAGAAGAGACCGAUACCCGUCAGAAAGCCAUCCAGGCUUCAGAAAUCUUCGGAAAGCUCGGAACUUGGUAGCACGGAUACCUUAGACUCUGAGAGGAGAAAUAAAUCCUCCGAGAGCACGGAAACUCUGGACAGUUUAGAGAGAGAUUUGGAUCAGAACAAAAAACAAGAGGAUCUCGUCGAUGCUAUGGUGGAUAAUAAGCGCGAGAAAAACGACUGUUGGACCAACAAGAACGUAACGACGGAUGAAAUCUCGCCAGUUGCCGACGGUACAGAGGACUCAAAGUCCUUAAUCUCGCCGGAUAAGUUCUAUUGGCGUCAGUCGUCGGAAUCGAAGGAAAACAUCGAUAUCCAUCAGCUGUUAGCAAUCACUAUAGUUACCAGAAUGGCCGACAAUGGCAAUAAUCAACGAAGCUCUGUGAUUUAUCCUAAGAAAAAGCAACAAAUCACCACUUCUCAGCCCACCUCUCCAGUCGCCAAACAAGAAGAUAACAAGAUGUUGUUCGACAAUCUCCUUGUCAGUAAAAACGACGAGGACUUGCAAAACAUGUUGAACGGAAAUAUAUCAGAAGUGUCCACGGAUACGAAAACCUUUAAGGAAAAGCUCAUCAUGUUCGAGAAACUUGGAAAAUGAACUGCAUAUCGUGUAUACAAUGAAUUAAGAUUGAUUUGAUUGAUUUUCGUCUGUCGAUAUGCUUUUACAUCCGUUUAAGUGGAACAUAAGAGGCUGUAACAAAGCUAUUCAAAAGAUUCGAGCUUCCGUUAAAGGACACGAUGCCUGUUUUCUUACAAACGUCAAUUUUAUUUGUAGACUGAAUAGACUGGAGAAGAUAAGGAUAUAUGUAAGAAAGAGAAUUAAGAGGGACAAUAACGUAACAUUAUUUCUUUAAAUUUUGUAUGUUUUCAUAAAAGAAUUUCUUUAAUUCGAAAAGAAAAAUUAACGCGUUGAUUGCCUGAUCAUCGCUUCAGCGUAAAAUUUCCAUUGAAGUUAUAUGAAAGUCAAUGCGUUAACCGCCGUGUUAUUUAAAUUCUUCCGUUGCUAUCAUUGUUUUUAAUUCGUAAUAAGAAUCACGUAUUGCAUUAGGAUUACCAGUCCUAUCUGAACCCAGUAUUAGCUGGUGCACGAUAUCGUAAACCGACCGCAAUAUUAUCGUGCUUGCAAAUUCUUUUCGUGUUAGGCACCCAGCGUUUCGUGAAACUUGUUGUAUAGUAGUUUAGAGGAGGCGCAAAUAGACGUCGCGUUUCGUUCCGUUGUGCAAGUACAAAAGAGAAGAAACAGAAAACCCCGUUACAGAGUUAGGCACGAUCGUGAACGACAACAUACGAAUAAAGAAAAAAGGAGAAAAAAAGAACGGGUCGCGUUCUCAAAAAGAACAAGUUCAGUUAGAAUGCGUUUAAACACAGGGUAUCGUUAAUAAACGAAAACAUCGUGUGAAAUAAUUCAUAUCUACAAACGUUAUGGUAAUCUAUUGGAAAAUGCUGCCUUUCCAUUACCAAUUUAAUAUUUUCUAUGUAUAUCGAUGUUAUUAAAACGCGCGACUGUAAAUGAUAUUCUGUAUAUCCGUUCAAUGUUCAAUCUACUUUUCAAAGUUCGAAGAAACGUUAAUACUUUUCGUUUGUUUUUUGUUUUCUUCGGAUAUUGUACGAUACCUCGAAAUACCUGUUUUUGAUUUUCAAUACAAAUAUAUGUUCGAAAUGAUACAUACUUUCACAUUCAAGAGAUCAAAACGAAUCGUGAUUUUUCGUUAUGUACGUUUAAGGGGAGAAACUAGGAUCAUCGUGGGGUGAAAAAAGACCUUAAAGCAGAUCUUUCCACGAGAGGAGCCACUGAUCCUCUUUCGAUUUCAAUAUUGACGCGACACGUUAUCGAUAGUAAACGUUAAUAAGAAAGAUAGAGUAAAGUAUGUUGUUCGGCUCUGGAGAUCAUUCUUGGAAAGGUCUGUAUUAAAGCGUAUCGUUUCUAUCGCGUGAAUCACGUGAAAGAUAGGAUACUUCUUUUCAGUCUUUUUUUAAGUGCCUUAACGAAAUAACGAGGAAUCGACUGGACGAGUAAAACAACGCGUUGGAUAAAUUGCGGGGUAAACUUUUUGUCACCCCUCACCCCUACGCUCUCCUUUUAGUGUUCUAGUUGACUGUAAACGUCUCAGAGCCCAAAAGAUACGUGUAGAUUAAAUAGAUUAACGAGAUAAAUAGAAGAUUAACCAUCACUAUAAACGUAUAAAAACUUGCAUAAUUGAAAACAUCUGAAUAUAUAUACACACACACACACACACACAUGCGAUGUAUGUAUGUAUAUGUAUAUUGUCUAUAUACAUACGUAUAUAAUUAUCGAAAGUCGCCCGUUGUAAUGUAAAUAAAGCUGCCAUCGUAAUUACAGUUUGACAACAGAAUCAUUUCUUUUCUCUUUCUUUAUUGAACCCGCAUUUCUGAUGCGUCGACACAUGUGCGCACCUUUAAAAAAUUACAAAAUACUUUACUUAGUAAUAAUCGACACGCUAAAUACGAUAUCUACGUUACGCGUGGCAGUUGAAAAUUUCGAAAAUGGUUCUCCUCUAAAUUGUGAUAUUUCUUUUCCAGUUCAUUUUGUUCGGUGAAAGUAGUUGUAGUUACGUAGAUACUGACCGGCGAGGUAUCCUAACGAAGCGUGAAUGGAAAGUGUUUUCUAUUAUGUCGUUCUUGUAAGUCGCUUCGUAGAAAUUUGUUUCGUAGAAAAAAGAGGAAUGUACAAUAGUCACACAAUAUUGAUAAUGACCGCGCAACAACGAGUUCCAUUCGCGUAUCGCGGAUGUUAAGUGUCUCCCGACGAACUUUUCUACUGUUCAAAGCAAACCAAGUUCGGCUGAUAAUUCGUGGUCGUUGUUAUCAGUCACGGAAUCCGAGUGUUUAGUAUCGACGCGAAACAACAAGGAAUUUCUAAUGCAAGGAUCAAUAACCAAUCGCAAAGACGAUGUUUCAUGGAAUUAUCGUCAGGUGUCGCGCAAAGGUGUUGAUUAGGCUGUUUACGAAGACUUAUCAGUUACAUUUAUCUUU
Messenger RNA from Megachile rotundata (alfalfa leafcutting bee), 5244 nucleotides. RefSeq lists its product as uncharacterized. Lineage: Eukaryota; Metazoa; Arthropoda; Insecta; Hymenoptera; Megachilidae. The record is from RefSeq and is a predicted model, not a curated record.